AUGCCCGCAGCAACCAUUGUUCAUGCAGCUUGCUUUGCAGUUGGCGCACUCGUUGGUGGUGGUGUUGCCGUUGUCGCAGGAAGGAGACAGGCCCCCAUCAUCCCCAUACCCACGCUGGGCUCUCCGCAACCUGUUCUCGACGUGAGACCCGGAGGAGUCACACAAAUUUCUACGCCAUCUACCGUGUACGCGGCACAGCAGCAGGUGUUGAAGUAUGGCAAUCCUGGACCUAUCUCUGACCAGCUUGUUCGAACGGCUUAUGUCGCUGGAUACGACCGCCGCUUGAGACAUCCAGCUUGGACAGCCGAGCACUUGACCCUCACUUCUCUCGGAAAGUCUACGCUAGAGUCUCCGUCAUCUAACAGCGAGUCUGGCGAUCGCUCCCAGUCGACUUUCGCUGAAGACUCCGCCGUACCCUCAUUGUUCCGCGCAAAACUGCAAGAUUAUUUCAAGAGCGGGUAUGACCGUGGCCACAUGGUUCCUGCCGCGGAUGCAAAGAUAUCUCAGGCUGCAAUGAACGAGACGUUCCUGUUGACAAACAUUGCACCUCAAGUGGGUGUCGGCUUCAACAGACAUUACUGGGCGUAUCUCGAGGAUUGGUGUCGUCGUCUGACCUCUUCUUUUGCUGACGUAUAUGUCUUCACUAUCCCUCUCUACCUUCCUAAGCUGGAUGCGGAUGGGAAAUGGCGCGUAACUCAUGAAGUCAUUGGUUCGCCACCGAACGUCUCCGUUCCAACGCAUUUCGCGAAGGUUGUGGUAACAUCGAGACCUUCUUCUCCUUCAAGUCCAGACGUGCCCGAGAUUUCAACGGGUGCGUUCGUUCUGCCAAAUGCGCCCAUUCCUGACGAGGCGAAGCUUGAGAAUUUCGUUAUGCCCGUUGAAGCAGUAGAACGCGCUGCAGGGCUCACUCUGUUCUCGGAUGCGCUCAAACAGAACUCAAAACAUAUAUGCAAGACAACAAAAUGUGAGGUCAUUGUUCGGAGAUUCGAUGAUGCUCAGAAACGGCCCGAAAUGCGGAGAGCUGUUUCCGCCCCUCGAUAG
Messenger RNA from Fibroporia radiculosa, 1041 nucleotides. RefSeq lists its product as uncharacterized. Gene Ontology annotation, molecular function: RNA endonuclease activity; single-stranded DNA endonuclease activity; metal ion binding. Gene Ontology annotation, cellular component: nucleus; mitochondrial inner membrane. The record is from RefSeq and is a predicted model, not a curated record. The coding region runs from base 1 to 1041 and encodes 346 amino acids. Gene Ontology annotation, biological process: apoptotic DNA fragmentation. Lineage: Eukaryota; Fungi; Basidiomycota; Agaricomycetes; Polyporales; Fibroporiaceae. The transcript has 8 exons.